AUGGUCGCUGGCAGCGCAAAUGAGUACCAAAGCCACGUGGAGCCCUUUGGCGACGGCUUUAAGAUAAGACUCAUCUCGCCUGAUCUCCGCGUGGCGCUACUCACAAAGGGUGCCACACUCCACUCUGUGCAGUACCGCGUUCCCCCCACAUCUCCAGCCGCGGCCGUGGCUGACAAGGAUGGAUGGGUCGAACUCACACUCGGGUACGACACACCGGAGGAGUUUGAUCACGACUCAUCAUACAUGGGACGCACAUGUGGGCGUUAUGCCGGCCGUAUUGAGAAUGGUGAAUUGGUGCUGGAUGGCAAGUCCUACAAACUAUUGCAGAAUGACGGCAAGAACACUCUGCAUGGUGGUCCCGAUGGUUUCUCCAAGCGACAUUGGAAGUAUCUCUUACUAGAGGGGGAGGAGGAGAUCGGGAUUUCCUUUCACCUCAGUUCCCCGCAUCUUGAUCAGGGAUUCCCGGGUGAGGUGUUCGUUACGGCAACGUACAGCAUUCUGAAGAAUAAACCAGCAACCCUGAAGUGGAAUCUGCAGGCAGUGCUUUCCGAUGCCUCACCGGUGAAUACCACAACCGUCAAUUUAUGCAACCACGCAUACUGGAAUCUCAAUGGGGUGCCUUUUUCAUCAUCAUCACCAGCCCACCGGCAUUUACCAGAGAACAUAUUGAAUCAUCAUCUGCAACUUCAUUCCCAUUAUGUUGCAGAGACCAAGGGACUCAUCCCAACAGGAUUAAUGAACGAGGUGGAGGGCACACUGCAUGAUUACAGACGCUCUCGUCCAAUAGCGGAGGGUCUGGAGCAAACAGGGAAGGAGGGACGUGACCCACCAGGCUAUGAUGAUCCUGUUGCAUUGGAAACAUGGGAUUCCAAACUGCGUGAGGCCGCAGUUGUAUUCAGUCCCAAAACGCAUAUCUCCAUGACUGUGGAGACGACAUCGCCAGCAGUCGUGGUGUACACGGCGACUCAUUUACCAAAAGAUGCCAGUGGUGGAGCAGGAGAACGCUUCCAGCGGUAUGGUGGGAUCUGUCUGGAGACACAGUACUUUCCAAACUCGGUUAACGUUCCCUCAUUCCCAAGUACUCUGGUUCGUAAAAAUGAAAAGUACGAUGAGACAACCACUUGUCACUUUAGAAUUAUUCCGUAG
Molecule: messenger RNA, 1146 nt
Organism: Trypanosoma theileri
Lineage: Eukaryota; Euglenozoa; Kinetoplastea; Trypanosomatida; Trypanosomatidae
Product: aldose 1-epimerase-like protein
Exons: 1
Coding region: 1-1146 (381 amino acids)
Biological process (GO): beta-D-galactose catabolic process via UDP-galactose, Leloir pathway; glucose metabolic process
Molecular function (GO): aldose 1-epimerase activity; carbohydrate binding
Source: RefSeq, a predicted model, not a curated record